AUGACUUUCCGCUUCACUUGGAUCUGCGAUUUACUCCAGGCCAUCGAGGACAUUGAAUGCCGCGACCCCCCUUACCUUCCCGACCGCAGGCGCGUGCUCGUGCGCACCACCAUUGAGCGCUGGUUUCGAUGCCAUCGCAAGGACAUUAACCAUCCCGAUACCGAUGGUGCCGCCAUCCUCUCUACCCUAUUCCCCCACACACGCACAGACCGUGUCUACAACAUCAAGGCGCCUAGGCUGGAGAAGCUUGUGGCCCGCUGUCUCAGUUACAGGGCCGAGAAGGUGAGGGAGCUGGGCGCCUGGAGACUGCCGGGCCGAGGAGAUCUUGGUGCAUGCCUCGAAAGAAUUGAAAGAAUCCACGAUAGCGAGCCACUACCUAGGGGCGAUGCCGUCACAGUCGAGGAGGUCGACUGCGGCCUUCGCGAUAUCGCCUCACAAGUUCGAUUCUCCAGCCCGGCUGUGCAAAACCAUGUCUCCGCAGACCUGCCGCAGAACAUUCUUGCCCAUAUCCUUCUGCGCAUCCACUCACGAGACAAGAAGUGGUUCGUCCGCUUGUUUCUCAAGGACUUUGGCCGCGUCGUCUUGGACGAGAAUCUCGUCCUCGGAGAGUUCCACUUCAUGCUCCCGCCCUUACUUAAAUUCCAGAACGACUUUGAUGCCGCCAUGAUGCUGCUCAAAGGACCGCUGGCUCGAUACCACGCCAAGCCGGACCCUUUGUCGCAGAAGCUCAUGCUUGAACAGGCAGCCCAACAUCUCAAGCCCAAGGUCGGCGUCAAGAUCGGCAGGCCUACUUGGUACAAGGCCCGAUCGAUGAAGAACUGCCUGGACAUGGUUGGCGAUGGCACCUGGGUUAUUGAGCGCAAGUACGACGGCGAGUUUUGCGAGGUGCAUGUGGACCUAGGCAAGAGCGAACCAAUACAGAUAUUUUCCAAGAACGGCAAAGACGCCACCAGGGACCGGAAAGACCUUCUUCCAGCAAUCAGGGAUAGCCUAAGGCUUGACACUGCCGAGUGCCAGUUCAACUCAAAAUGCAUCCUGCUUGGAGAGAUGGUCGUCUUCAACCAGCUUGAGAACGCAGUCGUGGAUUUUGACAAGAUCAGAAAGCAUGUCUCGAGGUCCGGCUCCUUUCUUGGUAUCGACAAAGACUCUCAGCCGCAUCCAUACGAGAAUCUCAUGAUAUUUUACUUUGACAUCCUUCUUUUGGACGACGAGGUAACCAUGGCGUUGCCCCAUACAAGGCGGCGAAAACGCCUCUCUGAUGUCGUUACAAAAAUCGAGGGCAGAGCAAAAACCGUCGAGUGGAAGCCCCUGGACUUCGCAGAACACAUUUCCAGAAAAAGCUUGCUUUUCCACUUCUCUGCCGCUCUGCUUUAUCGCUGCGAGGGUCUAGUCUUGAAGCCAAACGGCCCAUUCUUUUCGCUGGCACGGGACGAUACUGGCAGUUGGUGCCGGGGGUUUAUCAAGCUCAAGCAGGAUUAUAUGACUGAUAUGGGCGGUGCUAGAGACCAGGCAGACUUUGCAGUUGUAGCAGCCAGCUAUGACGUGCACGAGGCGCAGAAGUGCCGACAGACAAACCUAAAGUUCACGAAUCUCUACCUUGGAUGUCUGGUCGACGACGGUUCGUAUCGACUAAGACCCACGUUCAGAAUCGUCGCGAUCGUCACGGCAUCUCACUGUAUUCCGCCGAAGGAGCUGGAGUACCUCAACCAAAUUGGCCAAUUCCAUUGCAGAGAGUUCGACGAAGACGAUCCACUCCAACAAUUCGCAAUCCAAUGGGGCAAAGCCCCACUUCCCUCCGUGGUAUUCACAAAUCCUCUCGUGGUUGAGGUCCUUGGCAGUGGUUUUGAGAAGCCGCCCAACGAAAACUUCUAUAUGUUACGGCAUCCGCGCGUCCUCAGAACUCACAUGGACCGCUCAUGGGAAGAUUGCAUUACUAUGGAAGGUCUCGCUCAAACCGCUCGCGAAGCAAAAGAAGCUCCGCCGGACGACGAUCCACAGGACAUACGAGACAAGGUCAAGUAUUACAUGUCAAAGCUCAGCCGAUCGCGUGACGGCAGCAGCCUUGACUCGAGGAAGACUACUACCACCCUGCUGGCGACUCUCAAAGAUGUAGGCCGUAACUAUACCUCUGUCACGCCGAGUCCUGCAAUAAUCUCCAAUCAGUCAAAAGCGCUGCAGCACUCUGCAUCAAGUGAAGCGUCCGUCAAAACGCCGAGCCCUGCGACAGCUCUCAUCAAGGCCAGGCGCACCACGGUAAAUCCCAUAGUCACUGCCAACUUUGCAAAGGGAGUCACGCCUGUGUCUCCGCAGUCGACACAAUGGACCCAGACUAUUGUUACUUCUCCCGUUUCAGCCGGACAUCCCGCCCAUCGAACAUUGUCCACCAUUUCACCACCAAAACGAACUUUUGCUGCAUCAGAUGCGGUUCCUCCUGUCGCAAUAAGGUUUAAUUCUGCAAAGGCACCACCAGCACGAGCAGAUUCCGAAGUCUCACCAUAUAGCGAUGGCCCAAACACCACGCGUCUGAGACAGCCGCAGCCGCAGCCACACCUGCUUCAAAGCCCCAUUCAGAAACCACCUGUAAAAACCCUAACGGAGAGACAUGGUAGCAAUAAGGAUAUCUCAGUGGGCGACGAUGCAGCCGGAGAGAAGUUGUCAUUAUAUGAAGAACGAGAAGCAAUUAGCUUGCAACAACACAUCAAUGGAUUAAGGAGACAAAACUCGAAGCAGAAUCCAUCCAAGAGACACAAGACCAUGCGACCAGAUUUGAGGCCGCACGCGUGUCCUCCUAGCGAAAUUACAGGUUCCUGUUCCAGCUCUGCCUUUGCACAUUCUCGCAUUGCAGCACCGCUGAAGAGCGCGAUGGCCAAGGUUUCCCCCGGGCAGCAAAAAGAUGCCGAAGACAUCAUUUCGAAACAACGCACCUUGAAGAUGACUGUAUCUACAGAGAGGAGCACGGAGCCCGAAGAAGGGCUUCCCACGCGGCCGCAUUAUACUGGUGCUUCGGCAUAUAUGCUCCCGCCAAUUCCCAUGUUGGCCGGCCAUCCUAUGCCAACACCUCCUCAGUCUUCGCCAGAUGGCCCGAUUUCCAAGGGUAACAUCUCAGCUACAACCCCACGAUCGCUUUUUGCAAGCCCUCCAUCUUCUUCACCCCCGUAUCCACCAACUGCAGCAACACCACCAACUAUUAGCGGCAAGGAAAAUACCCAAUUCACAUCAAAAACAACAGGAAUCAACAGACUCGAUAGCACAGCUCUGCGAGUCCCCACAGAGACUCCUGGGAGAGGACUGAAACGUCCCGCCACCGGCUCGGUCGACGACUUUGCCAUAGGCGCUACCCCACGCAAGAUUCCCAAAUGGCGCUCCUCCGUCUAUGCUCGCCCCAACCUUCCAGCAUCAAUUCCCACCAACAAAAGCAACGGCUGCCGCAAUACCAGCACAUCCACUACUGCCGCCAAACCGUCCUCAUCGACUUUCGACCACAAGGCCAUCUUUACCAGCCCCAAUACACCCCCUCCCCUUCCAAUACCAUACAACCUCGCUCAAACUGUCAUCUACCUCGCACCCUCCCUCCGAAAACGCCACUACCCUCAUCACCCGCUUCACAACAUUCUGGUAGAACACUAUUCGCCCCACGUCCCAAUCAUCAUUAAUAACCUCGAGCACUGGCGCCGCGGGGAUGGCUUGCAGACGCAGUACGAAAGUCAAGGCAGCACCGUCCCCGAGAGCCAAGCAUACGACGGGUAUGACAGGAUCGCUCUAGUCGAUCCGACGAUGGAAGAUGAGUGCAAGGAGGUCGUCCAGGGGGUGGAGGGGCUUAUUGGCGCAUUGGGUGGCAGCGGGAGAGCCAAGGAGGGAUCAGUGGGGCUGUUUGAUUGGAGAGUGUUGGAGGAGUUGGUGGAGGCGGCGGGUGAUGAGGAACGGGAGAAGGGCGUUUGGAUGCGGAGAUUGCGGGGUGCCGUGGGGAUGGUACGCUCAUGUUAG
Molecule: messenger RNA, 3984 nt
Organism: Diplodia corticola
Lineage: Eukaryota; Fungi; Ascomycota; Dothideomycetes; Botryosphaeriales; Botryosphaeriaceae
Product: atp-dependent dna ligase domain-containing protein
Exons: 1
Coding region: 1-3984 (1327 amino acids)
Biological process (GO): DNA recombination; double-strand break repair via nonhomologous end joining; nucleotide-excision repair, DNA gap filling
Cellular component (GO): DNA ligase IV complex
Molecular function (GO): DNA ligase (ATP) activity; ATP binding; DNA binding
Source: RefSeq, a predicted model, not a curated record